GCACCAGUAAGAGCUGAAAGAGAAAACCAUUCCAAAACAAAGUGCUCAAGGAAAUAGUUGUUGCACCCUAGUAUAUUCGCAAUUUCGAACUCCAACGCCGUUAAUGUGGAAGACGUCGAGAAUAAUUUAAAAAAAAUGCUGGAUCCGACGAAGAAAAGGUCCACCAACAUGUGAAUGUCAAAGCUAUUUAAUUUCUUGACACCACAGGCCUAGUGAGAAAAUUGAAAAGGACUAAUCCACAACUAUGGGACAUUGUCUCCUUAAUAAACAUCUUUUUUUGGCCCCAUUUCCAGAGGCUGUUUCAGCGCAGAGGAAACAGUCAGCCACCUACUCCUGGAAUGGGAGGCUGUCGCUAAACAACUUGCGGAAAUCCACGGAAUAGUGAGGUCGCUCCGUGAAGCCUACGAAGUGCCCAGGAGGCUGUACUUUUGGAAUUAUUUGGACUGGCUAGCUGGAGACCUAGUGAGAAAAUAAGUGCGGAAACUGAAUUCACAAACCAUACCAUACCAAGGACAAAACCAUUUGAAUGUGUGAAUUAGUGUUAGUGCACGUGAGUCUUGAGUGGUAAACAAAAAGGAAAAAUAGUACACAAGAAUAGUCUUCCCCUUAACCUUCAAUAUAAGUAGUGAUAUUGGACUGUGGCUUAGUGCCUACAGUUUCUUAGACUUAAAUCACACUAGUCUUAAGUUAGUCUAGCUCGUAAUUUUCAAUAUGUAAAGGGACAUUUUAUUUAAAAAAAUAUCGUGAUCGAUCAAAAAAGAUCAUUUGGUCUCGUGACCAAUUUAAAAAAUCGUUUAGAGCUUUUUUGUCUGCACUCUGCAGUCUAGAUAAGGCUUCUACAUUACCCUCGACUACGAAGGGCGAGGGGAGUAAUAUGUAAUAGUCUGUGUUCUGCAGUCUGCAGAUUGCAGAAUCGAAUCAGUCAUUGGUCGGGCUAAUAUAAUUUUUUAUAUUUACAAUUCACAUUUAAUAGUUUUCGGAAUAAAAACCACAACUUAUAACAGAAAAAAAAUAUGAAUACACUUGACAAACAAUUGGCUGAUUUACGAAUAUAUGCAAAUGAGCUAGAUGCAAAGUUACAGGAUGAUAUUAAUACAACGAAAAGAAAACCGUCUAUUCCACCCAAAAAAUCUAAACCUCCACUACCGCAAAUACCACAAAGUUAUUCUGUAAAGUCUGCAUGUGAGCCAUCCUAUUCAUCACGACUGGAAUCAGGAAGCCGUACCAGUUCUACAUACUCAAAUCUGGUACCGGUCAAGAGUUGUAUUGUGAGGAAUUCAGCUAGAGGCAGAAGUGGAGACGUGCUACUAUACAGUAACUUAGUGCCUCCUGGCGGCGUGAGUCAUGUUUAUACUAAUGUCCCAAUACAACGAAAUUCCGAAAACUUUUACGAUAGAGAUGCAAGAUCAGAAGUGUCCAGAAUCAGUGAUGUGGGAAUCCAGUCAAAUUAUAGCGAGUUACGACGCCCUGGAUCCGCUUAUCCACCAUCAUCUGCAUCAGUAAACGCACAAGAUUUUUCUACGUACGGUGGAUCACAGACUUCAUCUACAUAUGAAUCAUUGUAUGAACCAAUUAAUCCUCGACCCUGCAGCCAACUAUCAGGCACAUCACUGUAUGGGGGUUAUGUUGGAACAACUAUAGAAUCCACGCCAGAACCAGAUGAUGCCUUGUAUUGUGGCAACUGUUAUUGUUGUGGUGGAAAAAUUAUGGGAGAGACAACAGGGUGUACUGCUAUGGAAAGAAUAUAUCACAUUAAAUGCUUUUGUUGCCAACAGUGCGGAAUCAAUCUACAGGGAAGACCCUUUUAUGCUGUACAAGGAAAGGCUCUCUGUGAGAGAGAUUAUCUGGAGACUCUAGAGAAAUGCUGUGUUUGUGGUGAACCUAUUUUGGAUCGCAUUCUAAGAGCUACUGGCAAGCCUUACCAUCCUCGUUGCUUCACUUGUGUUGUAUGCCAAAAGAGCUUAGAUGGCAUACCAUUUACUGUGGAUGCUGUUAAUAGAAUUCAUUGUAUUGAAGACUUUCAUAAAAGAUAUGCACCACGCUGCGCACGCUGUCGAGAGCCCAUUGUUCCCGAAGGUGGAGCUGAAGAAACAGUACGAAUUGUUGCUUUGGAUAAGAGUUUUCAUAUUGCAUGCUACUCUUGUGAAGAUUGUGGGUCAUCACUUUGCUCAAGAGAAGAAGGUCGUGGUUGCUAUCCAUUAGAUGAUCACCUAUAUUGUAAGGAAUGUAAUGCUAGACGUAUACAAGAUCUUUCAAGAAAUAUUAACUAGACUGAAUUUGUAUUAAGAUUUUUUUAUUGUUUUUUUUGUGAUCAUUUUACAAAUACCAGUAAGAACUGGCCAAAGAUAAAGUCCUCAAAACUGCCAUAUCAGGGUAUGAGGAUUUUAAACUACUUGUUGAAUGAAGACAACAUUUAUAACUACAUUUUGAAUUUAACCCAGUAAAGAUUUUUCACUUUUCAAGUUGUAUUCAAUGUAAUUAUCUGUUUUUAUUUUGUGAACAAAUAACAUUGAUUGUAUUUAGUUUGAUAGUGAUUUCAAUACAUGUCAUGGCAUGAUUUUACCAUCAUUGUUAAAGCAUUUCUAGUGUUAAUUAAGCAUUCCAUGUAGCAAGUAAUAUAAAUGUAAUUAAGGCUGUGUAAUAAAAGCACCAUUUUUCAGUAUUAUUUGCAAAUGAUGUUGUGUGAUUAAAUAUUAGGUAAUUUUAUAAAACAAACAUUAUAUCCCAAGUAUUCAUAAGUUAUAAUUAAUAUUGUAAAUAAGACCAUGUGAAAUAUCUUUAGCAGGUAAAAGUAGGGUUGUACUCUUUGGCACCGCCUAUAUAAUAUGCAACUUUAAUGUGCUCUCUUCAUUACUGCAAUAUGAAUGCUAAAUGUUGUGAAAUUACUUUAACUAUACAUAUUCCCCCUAUAUUUAAAUGUGCCAUGUUUUAAUUAUUAGGUUGUGUAAACUUUUUUAAGAAUUUUAUUGUAAUGUACUUAAAUAAUGAUUACAUUUUUUUAUAUUUUUAAGUGAUAGUGUUGAGUCAUAUCUAUGAAUUAUAUUGUUUUUAUUGAGCAAAUAUUUUCAUUUAUAAUAAAUUCAUAAUAAAUUUUCAUACUUUUUAGAAUUCAUAAUAAAACUAUUUCUUGUUUAUAUAAAACAUACAAAUAUUAGUAAAGUAUAAAGCACAUGUUCCCUUUUUAUGUAACAAUAUGAUAAUGGAAAAAAAUUGUGUCCUUAAUGUAUGGUUUGAA
This is a messenger RNA of Pieris rapae (cabbage white), 3235 nucleotides long. RefSeq names its product lipoma-preferred partner homolog. The record is from RefSeq and is a predicted model, not a curated record. Gene Ontology annotation, cellular component: focal adhesion; stress fiber. NCBI's taxonomy places the organism in Eukaryota, Metazoa, Arthropoda, Insecta, Lepidoptera, Pieridae. The transcript has 3 exons. Gene Ontology annotation, biological process: cell-cell adhesion. Bases 1014 to 2270 code for a protein of 418 amino acids.